CGGAAGGCGGUGACGGUAGCACGGGCAGUACUCCGUUCUAACUGAGCUGAGCUAGUUGGACUGAGGCCAACACCGUCGGUGACAUAAGAUCCAGCUUAGGCACUUGCACGCCCGUCGGAACGAACCUCAACAUCUCCCAUUCAAUCGUUCGGCAUCAUCCUUGUUCUAGGUUCAGUGUUCGAAUUUUCCAUCGAGACGCCCUUGCUGGUGUCAGUGUCUCCAGAUUAUCUCGUGGUACACGUGUUCCGUCGAGAGGAGCGGUCCUCUUAACCAUUCGCCAUGGCGCUCGACAAUUACUAUCGCAAUAAGAUCGAGAGCAUGAAGCUCGAGAUCAUCCAGGGUCAGGCUGUUUUACGGAGAUUGGAAGCACAGCGCAAUGAUUACAAUUCCCGGGUGCGGCUACUGAGAGAAGAGCUGGGCUUGCUCCAGCAACCGGGCUCUUACGUCGGUGAGGUGGUCAAGGUGAUGAGCACCAAGAAGGUUCUCGUCAAAGUACACCCCGAGGGGAAAUAUGUCGUGGAUAUUGCAGAUGGCGUCGACAUUGCGAAGCUCACCGUCGGCAAACGAGUCGCCCUUCUCUCCGAUUCUUACAAGCUGGAGAAGAUGCUGCCAUCGUCGGUGGACCCGCUCGUCUCGCUGAUGAUGGUCGAAAAGGUGCCCGACAGCACUUACGACAUGAUCGGUGGUCUCGACCAGCAGAUCCAAGAAAUCAAGGAGGUCAUCGAGCUUGGACUGAAGCACCCCGAGCUGUUUGAGUCUCUUGGUAUUGCACAGCCCAAGGGUGUGCUACUCUACGGCCCGCCUGGAACCGGUAAAACCCUUCUUGCCCGAGCGGUGGCCCAUCACACCGACUGCCGAUUCAUCCGAGUAAGCGGCUCGGAGUUGGUGCAGAAGUACAUCGGUGAAGGCAGUCGGAUGGUUCGCGAGCUGUUCGUAAUGGCUCGAGAGCAUGCCCCCAGCAUUAUAUUCAUGGAUGAGAUCGACAGUAUCGGAUCCAGUCGGAUAGAUUCAGCAGGGGGUGGUGACUCCGAGGUUCAACGCACGAUGCUGGAACUUCUCAACCAGCUGGAUGGGUUUGAGCCCACCAAGAACAUUAAGAUCAUCAUGGCCACGAAUCGCCUGGAUAUCCUGGAUCCGGCCUUGCUGCGCCCUGGUCGCAUCGACCGGAAGAUCGAGUUCCCGCCACCGUCGGUGGAGGCCCGUGCGGAUAUUCUCCGUAUUCACUCGCGAUCGAUGAACCUAACACGCGGUAUCAACCUGACGAAGAUUGCGGAGAAGAUGAACGGAUGUUCUGGAGCCGAGUUGAAGGGUGUGUGCACAGAGGCCGGCAUGUACGCUCUCCGCGAGCGACGGGUGCACGUCACGCAGGAAGACUUCGAUCUGGCGACCGCGAAGAUUUUGAACAAGCAUGACGACAAGGAGGUGGCUGUGUCGAAGCUCUUCAAGUAAAAGUACGGUUUUACUUUGAAUGCCAUGUGUAAUAAUAGCUUGUUUGGCUAUUUGUCAACUUGGGACUCGUUGCAUGCUUUUCCAGAAUAUACAUUGACCGAAUACCACCCGUACCCAUAUCUAUGUCUCGAGUAGACGACCUUCAAGAUGGCUAGGAUACGUACGUGAUCGGAUGACGCUUUGUGGAUUAUCUCCGGGACAAUCGUCCGAU
Messenger RNA from Aspergillus candidus, 1660 nucleotides. RefSeq names its product proteasome regulatory particle base subunit RPT6. The transcript has 3 exons. Lineage: Eukaryota; Fungi; Ascomycota; Eurotiomycetes; Eurotiales; Aspergillaceae. Gene Ontology annotation, molecular function: proteasome-activating activity; ATP hydrolysis activity; ATP binding. Gene Ontology annotation, cellular component: proteasome regulatory particle, base subcomplex. Bases 280 to 1449 code for a protein of 389 amino acids. The record is from RefSeq and is a predicted model, not a curated record. Gene Ontology annotation, biological process: proteasome-mediated ubiquitin-dependent protein catabolic process.